Messenger RNA from Monoraphidium neglectum, 1122 nucleotides. RefSeq lists its product as hypothetical. The coding region runs from base 1 to 1122 and encodes 373 amino acids. The transcript is spliced from 6 exons. The record is from RefSeq and is a predicted model, not a curated record. Lineage: Eukaryota; Viridiplantae; Chlorophyta; Chlorophyceae; Sphaeropleales; Selenastraceae.
AUGAGAGUGCACCAAGUUGCGCUCUCCUUCGUCGAGGGUGACGCGCAGACAACAGCCAAGGUUCAAGCCAAGGGAGGCGAGGCCGUCGCGUUCAAGCCCCUCGACAGCUUUGAGCUCCGCCGCGUGUCGCUCAUCAAGGUCAACGCCCCAGGAACAGAGAGACUAGUGCUUUUCGGCGCACGGGACACCAUCAAGCGCAACCUGCCAUUCGUGGUGUACAAUGACUUCACUGCUACGCCCCUCAGCAGCGAGACGAUUGAGGCCCUUACAGUUAUUGACUGGGUGCCUACGGACUUGUUCAGCGGCCUUGGGUACACUGAGCGGCGAGACGGCAGCUUGGUCAUCCAGGAGCCGCCUGGCAAGGAUGCCUCCAAGAAUGCCAAGCAGACAGCCAGCAAGGAUGAUGAGAAAGUGGCCGGCAAACUCGACAAGAAAGCUGCUGCCAAGGGCAAGGGCGACGCGGCUGGUGAAGCUGACGGCGACCCGGCUGUCAAGGGCGACAAACAGGCAGCCUCAAAGAAAGGCAAGCAGGCGGCUGGCAAGGACACGGAGAACAAGGCGAAUGGCAAAAAAGUCGGCAAGAAGGGCGCCAGCAAGGAUGAGAAGGCUGAUGGCAAGACCGCCGCUGCCAACAGAGACGGCAAGAAGAAAUCCAAGGCCAAGGGGGCGGUUGCCAAGGCAGCUGCCAAACCUGCUGCCGCCAAGGAGGAAGCCUCCGAUUACGACGACACCGUCAAGAGCCAGCCAGCCAAGGCCGGCGCCAAGGCAGACAAGGCUGCCGACCAGGAGGACGCUGCCGACAGUGCGGAUGAGGGCGACACAGGCGCUUCUGACGCAGCGGCCAGCAAAAAGGGCGGCGCGGCAGCUGACGACAAUGAUGCAGAUGGCGCAGCAGCUGGGGCAGGCGAUGAGGAGACUGAUGAGGCAGAUGCUGGCGGCACCAAGCAAGGUGCGGCAGCGGGCGGCAAGGUCACUAAGGGCAAAGCAGCAACCAGCGACGCAGAUGUGGACAGCGAUGCCGAUGCUGCUGGUGGCAAGAAAGCUGCAGCGGCUGACGGAGAGGAUGCCGAUGGAGAUGCAGCUGAAGGGGAUGCUGACGCUGAUGCAGAUGUCCAGGAGUGA